GCUCAGGCCCCGCCCCCGAGCUCUUUAUCCUGGGCGGACGUUGGCCGACAGUCCACGGCGGUAAGAUGGCGUCGGUGGCGGAGACGGCCUGGGCUGGCCUCAAGGAUCUGGUGGGGCCCAUGUUGAUGCCCGACCCCGUGGCCCGCUUCACGUGCCCUGUGUGCUUGGAAGUGUACGAGAAGCCGAUGCAGGUGCCCUGCGGACACAUCUUUUGCUCUGCAUGCCUGCAGGAAUGUCUGAAGCCGAAGAAACCUGUCUGUGGGGUGUGUCGCAGCGCUCUGGCACCUGGCGUCCGAGCUGUGGAGCUCGAGCGGCAGAUCGAGAGCACGGGGACUACUUGCCAUGGCUGCCGUAAGAACUUCUUCCUGUCUAAGAUCCGGGCUCAUGUGGCCACCUGCUCCAAAUACCAGAAUUACAUCAUGGAGGGUGUAAAGGCUGCCAGGAUGAACCCAUCUUUUCAGCCAAGGAACGUCCCAAAUCGUUACACCUUUCCUUGCCCUUACUGUCCCGAGAAGAACUUUGAUCAGGAAGGACUUGUGGAGCACUGCAAGGUAGCUCACAGCACGGAUCCCAAGUCUGUGGUUUGUCCGAUCUGUGCUUCGAUGCCCUGGGGAGACCCCAACUACCGCAGCGCCAACUUCAUAGAGCACAUCCAGCGCCGCCACCAGUUUUCGUACGACACUUUUGUGGAUUACGAAGUGGAUGAAGAGGACAUGAUGAACCAGGUGUUGCGGCGCUCCAUCACCGACCAGUGAGCAGCGGUCUCUGUCCUUCCCGUGCUCUAGAGCCUCCAUUAUAUGUUAAAGUGUGAAACCUUUGACUCCUGCUCCUUAACUGUACACACCCCUGGAAUUGGCCACGCUGUUGGGACAGUCACUUUGAUGGGCAUCGAGUCUCUGCUGUCCAUUGGCUGUGGCCAAAGUUGUCUUCCUCCCUGUUAACCUUGUUUGUCACUUGACUCUCAGUCUCAUGGGCUCUCAGCUACUUCUGGGAGCUCCCGCUUCCUCUUGUGGAAGGCAGUGCAGCUCUCCACAUCUUCCUGUUCUCCUGUCAUGCCUGCUCUCCCCCCCCCCCCCCCCCCCCCCGCCUACUGUUAAUCUCUCAGGUCCUCGGCCAGCUGGGACCUUUGCCACAUCACGGAUAGCACAAACGGCCCCUAACCCCAGUCCCAGGUUACAUAGCAUCGCAGAGGACGGGCUGGGCAGAUGUCCCUGGUGUCCCUGUCCACCCCUCCAUCCCUCUGUUGCUAGGCCGCGGCACCUACCUGCAUAGCGGCAGCUGCCCUCUUGAGGUGGAUGUUCUAACUUUCACAUGAUCUGAUACCAGAAGUUUUAUUAGUGAUCUUUUCCUAAGACCUGCAGAUCCUUAGAAUGGACUAGUUCAUCUUAAAUGCUGCACGGUGCCUUUAUUAGAGCCAGGUACGCCUGUUCUCAGUGCGGCGUGGGUAGCUGAGCAGGGUUCAGGUGUACUCUUCCGGCAGCGGCAGGUGCAGGGUCAGCUAGGCAGUGAGAGCAUCGUCUGUGAUCGUCAGGUGAGGAUGUGUUUUCAGGGGGCCGAGUCCUGCCUGCUUCUGUUUGGGAGCUUGCAUACAUGCUUGCUGGAGCACGAGAAGGGUAACUAAGGAGGCGAUUUUAUUUUCUACUUGGUAACUUAGAUGAGCAUUACUUUCCUGUCACACAUGCUUUCCUUAUGGCACUGGUUUCCAUGUCAGCCAGAGAGGCUGCUGUUUGCCCUGUCCUGUCUGACAAGCCCGCAGCGGGAGGCAGCAUCUGGUGAGGCGUUGAAGUUACACAUGUUUCAUGAUUGUCAAGCUGUCAGUCUAAGGCUUGUGAUUUAAGUGGAUUUAAGUCAUUCUCUCCUGUCACACUUCGCUAGCCUGAAAGGCGGUGUUUCUGAUCCAAGGUUCAGGUGGAGGCUUGGACCCUCCCUCCCCACCAAGAAGGAACUUGCUGCAGGUGGCGGGUAACCAGCAAAGACAGGGCCAUUUGGCGAUGCACUUUGAUGUGUUUCACUGGAGAGAGUGUUACGUCAGCUGCGUCACUGUCACUUCUGGAAAAGUUGACCGCCCUCCCUGAGCUGUGACCAUCUAAGCACUGUGGAGGGAAGUUUGUGCAGACACGUUUUAGGCAGCUGAGAAGCGUGUCCAUCUCACUGGCAGGACCAAGAGACUUAAUUGCUUAAGUGCACUUCAUGUAUUUCUUAAAAGAACUUUCCAGAGGCGAGAUUUGUUAUGCUCUUGAGUUUUGAAAGGUGAAAUAUAAAUAAAUUUGAUAACUUAUCCAAGCA
Molecule: messenger RNA, 2286 nt
Organism: Cavia porcellus (domestic guinea pig)
Lineage: Eukaryota; Metazoa; Chordata; Mammalia; Rodentia; Caviidae
Gene: Rnf114
Product: ring finger protein 114
Exons: 6
Coding region: 66-755 (229 amino acids)
Biological process (GO): protein polyubiquitination; ubiquitin-dependent protein catabolic process
Molecular function (GO): ubiquitin protein ligase activity
Source: RefSeq, a predicted model, not a curated record